Messenger RNA from Arabidopsis thaliana (thale cress), 1691 nucleotides. It is a transcript of the gene EXL2, whose product is annotated as EXORDIUM like 2. The coding region runs from base 332 to 1249 and encodes 305 amino acids. Gene Ontology annotation, cellular component: apoplast; extracellular region. The transcript has a single exon. The record is from RefSeq and is marked reviewed. Lineage: Eukaryota; Viridiplantae; Streptophyta; Magnoliopsida; Brassicales; Brassicaceae.
CUCUGCAUGGCAAAAUAUCUUACACUAAUUUUAUUUUCUUUGUUUGAUAACAAAUUUAUCGGCUAAGCAUCACUUAAAUUUAAUACACGUUAUGAAGACUUAAACCACGUCACACUAUAAGAACCUUACAGGCUGUCAAACACCCUUCCCUACCCACUCACAUCUCUCCACGUGGCAAUCUUUGAUAUUGACACCUUAGCCACUACAGCUGUCACACUCCUCUCUCGGUUUCAAAACAACAUCUCUGGUAUAAAUACCUCUGUAUAUCUUUAUAAACCCCAAAUCAAAACCUCUCCUAUAUCUCUUCAAUCUGAUAUAACUACCCUUCUCAAUGGCUUCUAAUUACCGUUUUGCCAUCUUCCUCACUCUCUUUUUCGCCACCGCUGGUUUCUCCGCCGCCGCGUUGGUCGAGGAGCAGCCGCUUGUUAUGAAAUACCACAACGGAGUUCUGUUGAAAGGUAACAUCACAGUCAAUCUCGUAUGGUACGGGAAAUUCACACCGAUCCAACGGUCCGUAAUCGUCGAUUUCAUCCACUCGCUAAACUCCAAAGACGUUGCAUCUUCCGCCGCAGUUCCUUCCGUUGCUUCGUGGUGGAAGACGACGGAGAAAUACAAAGGUGGCUCUUCAACACUCGUCGUCGGGAAACAGCUUCUACUCGAGAACUAUCCUCUCGGAAAAUCUCUCAAAAAUCCUUACCUCCGUGCUUUAUCCACCAAACUUAACGGCGGUCUCCGUUCCAUAACCGUCGUUCUAACGGCGAAAGAUGUUACCGUCGAAAGAUUCUGUAUGAGCCGGUGCGGGACUCACGGAUCCUCCGGUUCGAAUCCCCGUCGCGCAGCUAACGGCGCGGCUUACGUAUGGGUCGGGAACUCCGAGACGCAGUGCCCUGGAUAUUGCGCGUGGCCGUUUCACCAGCCGAUUUACGGACCACAAACGCCGCCGUUAGUAGCGCCUAACGGUGACGUUGGAGUUGACGGAAUGAUUAUAAACCUUGCCACACUUCUAGCUAACACCGUGACGAAUCCGUUUAAUAACGGAUAUUACCAAGGCCCACCAACUGCACCGCUUGAAGCUGUGUCUGCUUGUCCUGGUAUAUUCGGGUCAGGUUCUUAUCCGGGUUACGCGGGUCGGGUACUUGUUGACAAAACAACCGGGUCUAGUUACAACGCUCGUGGACUCGCCGGUAGGAAAUAUCUAUUGCCGGCGAUGUGGGAUCCGCAGAGUUCGACGUGCAAGACUCUGGUUUGAUCCAAGGGAUGUGAGUAAGACACGUGGCAUAGUAGUGAGAGCGAUGACGAGAUCUAGACGGCAUGUGUAGUCAAAAUCAAGUUGCACGCGAGCGUGUGUAUAAAAAAAUCUUUCGGGUUUGGGUCUCGGGUUUGGAUUGUGGAUAGGGCUCUCUCUUUGCUUUUUGUCGUUUUGUAAUGACGUGUAAAAACUGUACUCGGAAAUGUGAAGAAUGCAUAUAAAAUAAUAAAAAAUCAUUUUGUUUCUACUUUAUCAAAUUUAAUAAUGCAUUCGGUUUUGCAGCAAGAAUGAUCAAAGCUUGUAUUAGUACUAAUUAAUUUAUUUAAAGGUAUCUGACCUUUUUAAAAAAUGUUAGUGGGUAUAGAGGAUAAUAAUGUUAUUUGUUGUAUUUAAUUUUGUAAUAAAAUUGAUAACUAAAGAAAGGAAGAUGUGUUGGGGCCUA